Molecule: messenger RNA, 7412 nt
Organism: Drosophila serrata
Lineage: Eukaryota; Metazoa; Arthropoda; Insecta; Diptera; Drosophilidae
Gene: Dscam3
Product: Down syndrome cell adhesion molecule 3
Biological process (GO): cell-cell adhesion
Molecular function (GO): protein binding
Source: RefSeq, a predicted model, not a curated record
UUUAUGUGUGUGUAUAUAUAUUCAUAUUGGAAAAAUAAACAAGCUGGGAUACACGAAGCUGCUGGAAAAAUAAACGAAACUAAACUUAAUUUUCUGCAGGCCACAGAUUGAAUUUUCAUGCAACGAAAUGAGUUUAUUAGAGUUUCCUUGUCUAGACAUGGCCAAAGCGCUGCUUUUGGGAGCGUCGCUCCUGGUACUGCUGGCGGGCCUGCCGACCCCCAUCCUGGCCACAAGCGGCUUACGGGUGCCCACAUUCCUGCUGGAGCCAGCACCGCGCCUGCUCUUCGGCAAUGAUACCGGCGCCCAGGUGACCUGCACCGCCCACGGCAGUCCGCCGCCCCUCGUGUCCUGGGUGCUGCGCGACGGAUCGCUGGCCACCCAGGUGCCGGGCCUCAGGAAAAUAUCUGGCAACGGCACCCUGCACUUCCCGCCAUUUUUGGCGCAAUAUUAUCGCACGGAUGUGCACGAGGCCACCUACAGAUGCCGGGCGAGCAACGAGGCGGGCACCAUACUCAGCAGGAACGUUCAGGUGCAGGCAGUGGUGCGUCGUCAAUUCCAUGUGCACGUGGAAAACACCGAAGUCUAUUUGGGAAAUUCGGCGUUGAUUAAGUGCGCCAUCCCGGAGUAUGUGAGGCCCUAUGUGCGCGUGGCCAGUUGGCAUCGCGGCGAGGAGAUACUGCUGCCGGAUCUGUCGGAUGUCGCGGGUCGCUAUGUCGUCCUAGCCGCCUCCGGGGAUCUUUAUGUGCGCUCUGUGCGCACCGAGGAUGGACUGAUGAAGUUCAGCUGCCUGGUUACCAAUACGCUCAACGGGGAGCGGCAGCGCAGCGACGCGGUAAUGCUGCAGGUUAAAGAACUGAGCAAGAAUCUGGCUCCUCGAACCACCCAAAAACCGGUGAUGGAGAUUCACGUGGAGCGUGGCAACGAUGUUCAUCUGCCCUGCAACAUUCAGGGCAAUCCCUUUCCCAUAUUUACCUGGUAUCGCGUUUCCGACUCGGCGGCCCUCUAUCCCAUACCCUCGUCACAGCGAGUGAUACUUUCGCGAACACUGCUGCUCAUCAAAAAUGCUGACGAACGCGAUGCGGGCAAGUGGAUUUGCCAGGCAUCGAAUCAGUUCGGGGAACAGCGCAUCGAAAUACGCCUCAGUGUCAAUUCGUAUGUGUCCGUGCAUAUAUUGCCGCAAGUUCAAAUUGUCAAUUCGGGCGGAACGGCAAAUUUCAAUUGUACGACAACGGGUUCAGCGAUCGAUGCCAUCGACUGGUUGCACAAUGGCAAGCCGCUGCAGGCGAAUAAUGCACUCACCACCGGCAGGGAUAACAUACGCUUCCUGUCGAAGAGCUCGCUCCUGGUGCAGAACGUCGGACGACGCGACCGCGGUGUCUAUCAGUGUCUCGUGGAGAACCAGCGGGCCAGUGCCCAGGCGAUGGCUGAACUGAAGCUGGGCGACACUGUGCCGGAAUUGAUUUACACCUUCAUUGAGCAGAACGUGCGUCCCGGGCCAUUAAUAUCGCUUAAGUGCUCCGCCAGCGGAUCGCCGCCACCGCAAUUCGCCUGGCUGCUGGACUCACAGCCCAUUAUGGAUGUCUCACUGCACCAUCGGUUUGCGAUCGGCCAAUUUGUCGAUAUGUCUGGCGAUGUGAUAAGCCAUUUGAAUAUCUCGCACGUGCGACCCGACGACGGUGGUCUCUACAGGUGCGUGGCCACCAACUCGAUGGGCAGCGCUCGUCACUCGGCCCGGCUGAAUGUUUACGGACCUCCGUAUGUGAGAGCCAUUGGACCGAUUAAAGCCGUUGCCGGGGAGGAUAUAAUUGUGCACUGCCCCUUUGCCGGUUAUCCCAUCGAGCAAAUUAGAUGGGAGAAGGCGCACCAGGAAUUGACAACAAACAGCCACUACGAACUGGCUUCGAUUGCCGACGGUGAUCUGGUCAUCAAGAGCGUGGAGCCUGCCCGGGAUCAGGGCAUCUAUACGUGCAUUGUGAGGAGUCGCGCCGGAGAGGAGGCGCGUCGGGAUAUGCAGCUGAAUGUGAACAGUCCGCCCGUCAUCGAGCCCUUCAAGUUUCCCAAGAAUCUGCAGGAGGGCGGACGGGCCCAAAUCACCUGUGCGGUCUCCUCCGGCGACAUGCCCAUCUACUUCAGCUGGAAGAAGGACGACAGCAUCAUUCCCAGCAGUUUGCAGAUUACCGAGAAGAAGGAGGAGUUCUACUCACUGCUGGUCUUUAAGGAUAUCACGGCCCGGCACAGUGGCAAGUAUACCUGCUAUGCCAGCAAUGCCGCCGCCAAGGUGAACUUCACGGCAGAGCUCCAGGUGCGAGUGGCGCCUCGGUGGAGCCACGAGCCCAUGGACACGGCCAUCAUGCUAGGCAAUACAAUAUCGAUAAAUUGCGAGGCGGAAGGAUAUCCGAUUCCAGCUAUUACCUGGUUCAAAGGGCAGGGCAAAGGCUCCAAGGACUUUAAGCCCCUUAGCAUGCGAAAUCACUCGCUGCUCUUGAAUCUGGCCACGGAUAAUGACGAGGGGUAUUAUAUGUGCCAGGCCACCAAUGUCGGACCAGGCCUCAAGAAGACCAUUCGCAUCAAUGUAAAUGAACCCGCUCGAUUUGAGCAACCUGCCCGGAAUAUCAGCUCCCGACGGAACGAUCCCGUGACCCUGGACUGCCACGCCAAGGGGGAUGAACCCAUAACGAUUGGCUGGACGCACAACAUGGGACGAAUCGAUCUGAAUAACUUCCGGUUCAGCAUUGCGGAAAUGAAGACAGACCGGGGAGUGGACUCACAGCUAACCAUUGGUCACUCCGAUCGCCAUGAUUCCGGGGUGUAUCGUUGUGUGGCGGAGAAUCCUUACGGGCGGGCCGAGCAGAUAAUAUUCCUGGCUGUCCAGGAACGACCGGAUACACCGUCCAACCUGGAGGUCUUCGAGGUGGGCUCCCGUACGGUGAAGCUUAGCUGGCGGCGACCCUUUGACGGCAACUCUCCGGUGCUCAGCUAUCUGGUGCAGUACCAGGCCCUGAAGUACCUACAGUCCCAUGCCCUGGGCGCGGCUGGUGGGGAUUGGAACGGACAGAAUGUCAUCAAUGUCAGCCUGCCGUCGACGAGCAUUAGUCGCAGCUAUGACACCGACCUGCGGGAGAGCGCCAUUGUGGCUGGUCUGACCCCGGCUACCACCUUCCUGAUACGGAUGCAGGCCAUCAACGAGAUCGAGCGGAGCGCCUACACGGAGGCCAUUGUACUCAAGACCCAGGAGGAGGCGCCCACAGAGGCCCCGUCAAAUGUGCAAGUGCAGACGGGUGGCGAGAGUGAACUAAUUGUUACCUGGCAGAUUCCGCCGCGGGAGUCCUGGAACGGCGAACUCAUUGGGUACACGGUGAAUUGCAGCGAGGAGAAGCAGAACAUCAACUACAUCAGCGUAGUGAAUAGCUCCCAGAAGUCCACCAUUGUCAGCGGUUGGGCCACCACGAAGGCCACGCUGCGUGGUCUGAGGAAGUACACCCGCUACGCGGUCACCAUUCGGGCCAUGAAUGGCUUCGGUUCCGGUCCCUGGAGUGCGGCCAUCUUUGGCUCGACGGCCGAGGGAGUUCCCGAGGCAGCGCCGCAGAAUGUUAACUGCACCGCCCUGUCAUCGCAGAGCCUGAAGAUUUCGUGGCAAGAGCCGCCGCUCCAGUUCCACGGCGGCAUCAUACAGGGCUAUAAAAUUUUAUAUCGCCCGAUUGUGCACCAAAUUGACUUCCCCGCCAAGCUGGAGAUCAAGCGCACCUCCAACCUGGAGACAUACCUGCACACGCUGCACAAGGCCAGCAACUACUCGAUUCGUGUCCUGGCCUACACGGCCACCGGCGAUGGCCUGGCCAGUCCGCCGCUCUUCUGCCAGACGGAUGACGAUGUGCCCGAUGCACCGGCGGCCAUUAAGGCGGCGGCCCUUACCGCCGAUUCGAUUUUGAUUUCCUGGCUGACGCCGAAGAACCGGAACGGGAUGAUCUCGCACUACACGGUCUAUGCACGGGAGGCGGGACGGAAGGGUCAGACCAAGACUCACAUGGUGCGUGUGGACGAGGAUGGGUAUCCGGUGACAUUCGAGUCACGCAGCCUGGCCGAGAAUCAAAUGUACGAGUUCUGGGUGUCGGCCUCCACAUCCGUCGGCGAGGGCGAGCCCACAUCUGUGGUUGCCCAGGCCACCAAUACACGAGCUCCUGCCCGGAUUGCAUCCUUUGGCCAGGUGGUGCGCAAGGCGGUGGGCACUGCUCUGGUCCUGAAUUGCCUUGCGGUGGGUAAUCCCACGCCCCGCGCCCGAUGGCUGACCCGCGACCGACCCGUCACCUUUAGUCCCUUCUAUGAGGUCACCAACGAGGGCAACCUGAAGAUACACCGCGUCGAAGGCAGUUUGUCAGGAAAUUAUACGUGCACGGCGAACAAUCUGUUUGGGAGUGACGAGAUCCAGUACCAGGUGAUUGCCAUGAAGCCGCCGGGCGCACCGCAAAUCAUCGUGCAGUACGCUUCCGCCGACAGCAUACGCGUCAGCUGGGAUGCCCCGGACGACGGGGGAGCUCCGCUCCAGGGAUAUGCCAUCUCCUACCACACGGCCGGUGAGAGCUGGUCCACCACGGAGCUGCUGCCGGAGAAUAAUGCCUACACGAUCUCGGGCCUGAAGUGCGGAAAGUACAUUAUAAAAAUGUCCGCUCACAAUAUGGUCGGCACCGGAGUGGCCAGUGAGGAAAUUAAUGUCUGGACGAAAGGCAAAGCCUCUCAGGCGCCGAACGGCAACGAACUAAUUGCCACAAAUGCGACGUGCGUGAAUUUGAAGCUGUCAUCGUGGCACAAUGGUGGCUGUGGCAUUCAUCAUUUUUCCAUCGAACACCGACCGCUGGGCGACAUACGGUGGACAGUUGUCACAUCGGACAUUUCCAACGCCGAGGAAAAUCGGGAAAAUUUAAUCUUCUGCGACUUUCUGCCGGCCAAGUGGUAUCAGCUGCGAAUCUCCGCCACCAACGAUGCGGCCAAAACGACGGAGCAUUAUCAUUUCAGCACGACGAGCAUCGAUGGCAUCACCAUUCCGCCGCCCUGUUUUCCCUCCGAAAACGAUUUGAUGAACAAUCUGAUAAACGCAACAAAUCCGACCAGCGGUGAUUGGUUCUCAACGUUAAUUGUAGUCGUCAUCAUCACCGUUUCCAUCAUAACGAUAGCCCUGACCAUUAAACAUCGACGCACACUGUGCGGCCCCAUCGCCGAGGGAUACGAGUCCCGGACCUUGCCUGGGGACUUUAAGGAGGACCAUGAAAAUCGUCGCAAUCAGCAGGUGUACAGUGCCUCGCCAGUGAAAACAGUGGACAAGGGAAACGAGUCGGAAAUGUACGAGAUUUCGCCGUAUGCCACGUUCAGCGUUAAUGGCGGACGAACAGGAGCCCCGGCCAAGACUCCCACACGUGCCGUGGCUGCCCAGACGCCACUCGAUUACACCAUGCAGUUUAAGACCUUCGGUCAUCCGGAGGGUGAGAACCUGAAUGCCACUGCCUAUCCCCUCCUGCCCAGCUCGGGAUUCGGACAUGUGAAGAGCAAGUCAAGCUGGCACAAGCAGCGCUACUACAACACUGAUGAUGAGUCUACGCUGAGCAAGUCGAUGACCAUUGUUGCCGGCUCCCAGGCGGGUCACUCCAAGAAAUCGAGUGGCGGACGGAGCGCCAAGAACAGCGGCGCCUGCAGCGGAGUGGUGGCCGAAUCCGAGUCGGACACCAGCAUCAGUCCCAGCACCGAGUUCUCCAAUAUGCCCACCUAUAGGGUGCCCUGCAAGUCAUCGCGUAGCAGCGAUGGUCGUGCGGUCGUAGACAUGUUCCGACCCGAUUCCAGCACGGAGUCCAACAAUGAUCAGGGCUCCCCGGGUCCUGAGCGUCGCCACAACACUCCCCGGCGUCUUGGCAUGGGCGUGCCCAUGGGCAUGGGCGUUGUAGCCGGCGGAGGUGGUGGUCCCGUGGAGAAGCGAAGCGCCGGACAACGCAGCCGAAAGCAUGGAAGCGCGGCACAACAGCCCAGUAACCAAACGUUGGAGCGACGAAAGUGCCCUGCUAGUAGCAACAGUUUAGACAGUGAGGUCGAUGCCGAGACCGCGGCUUCCCUGGCCGCCUCGAUAGCCGCCAUGGCGGGGGCGGGCCUAGACCUGUCCGGUGGAUUCCGGCCGCCGACGGGAUUCCACGACGGGAUCGGCCGCGAGCCCGGCGACCAAAGCGAGUGCGAGCGGGAGCAGAGGGCGCUGGAUCUGGAGGUGCAGCGCGUCAUGGGCACCGGAGAAGCGCAACUGGCCAAAAUGGACCGCGAGGAGUUGACCUCACUGUUGGCAAGGUAUCACGAGAAGAAGGAGCAGGAGCGGCAAGAGUACACGAUACACGUAUAAUACCGCCCCUGGGCAAUACUCGGCAAUGACACUCGUAAAAUCCACACACACACAAGAUGACAUACAAACUGUGGCAUUUAAAUGCAUUUAGCUAAGACCUUAAGUGUUGUUCGAUAAGUGUACACUUUUAAGAUACUUAUGCGCCGGCUAUUUGCAGAAUUAAAUCAUUUGGACAAGGAUCUGUAGGGAAAAGAUGAAAUGGAUGUUAUUUAAAUGCUAUUUCUUUUACUUAAAUGUUAAUAAAUUAUUAAAGCGACACAUAAAGAAAUAAUUAAUUGGUUUCACUUGAAGUAAAUAAUUGCCAUAAUAUUUCAAAACUAAAUUGUUUAUUUAGCAGUUAAAAUAUAAUCGAGUGAGUGUUUGAAAUCAUGUAUCUUUAUAAUUCUCGAGAGUUUUUAAAAGAAAAUAUACUUCAUUUGUAGAUUGACUUAUUUUCCCAAUCAAAAUAUUUAUUUUUGCAAAGAGACAAGCGCAUAAGUCUGGUAUAUUGUAAAAGUUAGUUUGUAAGCAGGCACCCGAGCAAAUUAAAGACUAUAUCUAGCUAUAGAGAUCCAACUGACUAACUAACUACUGAUGUCCGGCAGGAUGUUUCUAUUGGUUUUGAAACUGAUAUUCGUUGCGGGACGAAUUGUACUGUAUCUGCUAGCUAGUAAUACUAUCAAUCUAUAUACACAAGCAGACAUUUUUGCAUAUAUAUAACACAUAUGAAUGUAUAUGUGUAAUCCAAUUUGUUGUGAUAAAUUAAAUUGUUUUGGAGUACACGUUGAUGCGGGAAACAUGUCGGGUUAAUGAACUGCAUAACUCGAUUGACACUUUUGGAGCACUCACAAAUGCUGUUUAUUUCAUCGAUGUCAUUCAGUUAUUCACUUUUUAUUCAAGCCCAUUUACGAGAUUGACAAAAAUCUGUUACUGCAUUUAUUGGAAUAAAGUAAUUAUUGAAUUUAAUUAAAAGUAGAUAAUCAACAAUUAAAUUGUAUGGCUACCUUAGGUAAAAUAUAUACACAUAAAAUACACCUAAAUUAAUAUAUGUGCGGAAAUGGAA